UAAUAUACAAAAAAUCCCCACCCUACACGUGUAAAAUCCUCCUUCUCCUGUCCCCUCAAAUUCCCAAUUCAAUGACGUUGCUUAAAUCCCAACUUGUAAGAAACCCAUAAAAAAAAAUCUAAAUUUUUUUGUUUCCCAUGAUUCAACAAAGUAAAUCUGUGAAAUUUCUUUGAGAAUUGCUCAAAAAUCUAAAAAAAGAAUGGUUCAGAGUAAGAUUAAGGUCAAAGAAAAUGACGAAAAUGGUGUUGGACCAUCAAAGAGGGCAAGCACUGCAGAAGUUGAUCACUGGGCUUUUCUGGAAGAAAUUGAGGCACCUAUGUGGGCUGAUCUCUCGUUGGAGUCAAAGCUGAUAACAGAAGACAAUGAUGAUGCCUGGUUUCAAACUACUCAUCCGUUCCAUCGUCAUUCUGCACGUCAUUUAAGAUCUGCAUUUGCACACCCAGAUGUGGAGAAUAAUAUGCUCAACUUAAGCCUUGAAGGGGCAUGUUCUCCGAAGCUUCCAUCUUCUGUUUCGAAAUCAAGAGGCAAGGACUAUAAAAGUAUAGACUGGAAAAGCAAUUGUCGUCAGAUUUCAUUAGAUGAAGACCACCCCGUCAAUGAUUUGGGAGAUACAAGUUCGUUAUUAAAUACAGUUUUAAGUCAGGAAUGUAAACCUAAAGUGAGCCGUGGACAUCAAAGUGAGGCUUCUAGUUCGAUAACCAGUGUGGGGGAUGAUACAGAGGUACGAGUUGCUCUGAAUUCUCAGCCAGCAACUACAAGUGGGGUUUCAGCAAGUACCAUAACAACUGUAAGUUUGCAACGAGAUUCAAAGGUUUUGGAGGUGUCAAAAGAGGCAUUUGGUCAAACAGGUAGUUUGCUGAAUGCGUUGAGAACCAAUCUUAGAAAAAGCUGUGCCACAAGACCAGCAUCGAGGGUUGAGAAAAGUGAUGACAGAGAAUCAAAAGGUCGUAAAUCUUCAGGUGGCAAGUCCAGCGUGGGCUCUUCAAAUACUGGAUAUGAUAUAAAAAGCAAGAUAUCUGCAGUAGUGCUAAAAACUGAUCAGCGCAAGCAUGUGAAAGUAGAGAUGAAUGCAAACAUAGGAUCAAAAGGUCACAAGAAUUGUUCUGGGAGGCCUAAUCUGGGAUCUUCAAAUCCAAAAGUUGAGGUUAAGAAAAUUCAAGCUGUUUUGAAGGGGAACAAAGAUAAAAUUCCAAAUGUCAGAGACAUGAGAAAAGUUGCAAACCCUGUCAACGGGAGAGUAAAAGCUAAAACGGUGACUGAGGUGCGCACGAGGAAUGCUUACAACUCCAAGAUUGAGGGUAAAGCUGCUGCUGCAUCAUCCAGUGGCCAGGAACUUUUAAAGUCCAAAAAGGUUCUACUCCAAACAGCCCAGAAAAGUUCUUUGAAUCAGUCAAAAAUUGCUGCUCAAGGCGUCAAGGUGAAAGUUGGGAGCAGCCAGUUUAAUAAAUCUACGUGCAGCGGAAAGGAGAACAUGCAAGGCAGAACAGUUUUCAGUCAUAGAUCUGGUAGUAAAGCCAGUCUGCCUGUUGUAAGAGUAUCAGAUCACAAGGUAACCAAAUUGAAGUCAAUAAACAAAGUUGGAGUAACAACAAUUGAUUCAAAGGUGAGGAUCUGUGAGAUGAAUGAAGAUAGCAUAGCCUUAUUAGAUACUCGGGUUCAUCUUAGAUGAGGAAUGCUGACGGAAACAACAAGCUCUGUAAUCUGUAUAUACUCCCAUUUUGAACAUACAUACUGAGCUGUCACAAAGAUGAAAUCCUGUAUUUUGUAGCUUAUACUAUUUAGCCCGUUUUAAGAUGAGAGCUAUCUGAAGCUUGUACUUCCAUUUUGCAA
Molecule: messenger RNA, 1830 nt
Organism: Beta vulgaris subsp. vulgaris (sugar beet)
Lineage: Eukaryota; Viridiplantae; Streptophyta; Magnoliopsida; Caryophyllales; Amaranthaceae
Exons: 6
Coding region: 200-1669 (489 amino acids)
Source: RefSeq, a predicted model, not a curated record